Zingiber officinale is the source of this 3768-nucleotide messenger RNA. RefSeq names its product exportin-T-like. The coding region runs from base 376 to 3306 and encodes 976 amino acids. The record is from RefSeq and is a predicted model, not a curated record. The transcript is spliced from 15 exons. Gene Ontology annotation, molecular function: small GTPase binding; tRNA binding. Gene Ontology annotation, biological process: tRNA re-export from nucleus. Gene Ontology annotation, cellular component: nuclear pore; nuclear matrix; cytoplasm. NCBI's taxonomy places the organism in Eukaryota, Viridiplantae, Streptophyta, Magnoliopsida, Zingiberales, Zingiberaceae.
CGGAAACCCACCCCAUCGAAUUCCCAUCUCACGCUCCGCUCUUUUCGUCCGUCUCCAUUCCUCUAUUUUGCAGCAGCCCUCCUUCGUUUUCGCUUCUAAUAUAUACUCUCGUCGCAUACGCUUCCUAAAACCCUUCUCUCUCAUUUUUCAUUGGCUGCCACCAUCGUCACUGCGCCCACUGCAGCCGCUGCCGCUACUGAUCAAUCUCGCCGCAAAAUCCACAAAAUCACAGCGCCGUGAACCGUCGCAACUCGACUCCGCACGCAGAUCGAUCCACCCUGCGCCUCUUUCCUGGCGAAACAAAUAAAAAAAGCCGCCCAUCGAGCCGAUCCAUCGCUAGGGUUUACUGGCGGAGCGCUAGCGAAGAAGGUGCCGAUGGACGACCUCGAGAAGGCGAUCCUCCUCGCAUACGAGCCGAGCGUCGCCGACUCCACGCUCCGCGCUCAGGCGAUUGCCUUCUGUGACCGCGUGAAGGCCGACGCUUCAGCACUCAUCCGCCUCUGCCUCGACCGCCUUCAGCGCUCCCCGCUCGUUCCCGUUCAGUUCUGGUGUCUUCAGGCCCUCCACGAUGUCAUCCUUCUGCGCUACUCCUCUAUUCCCCCCGCCGACCUCCCCCUCCUCCGCUCCGCCAUGCUCUCCCUUGCCUCCGAUCGCCCUCUCCCCAUCGCCUCCCCUCCUUUCCUCAGGAAUAAGCUCGCCCAGGCCGUUGCCGCCCUUAUCCGCCAUGAGUACCCUGCCUCAUCCUGGCCAGAUCCUUUCCUCUGCGUACUCCCCUCUCUCCCCGCUGCCGACCCCGCUUCCAUUGACAUGUUUGCCCGCUUCCUUGCCGCUCUCGAUGAUGACCUUCUCAGCCUCGACUAUCCCCGCUCCUCCGAGGAGGUCUCCGCUGCUUCCCAGGUUAAGGACACCAUGCGCCAGCAAUGCGUCCCUCAGAUUGCCCGCCACUGGUACGACGCGGUGUCGCUCUACAAUUCCUCGGACCCUUCCCUUGUCACUUUAGUACUCGACACCAUGCGGCGUUACAUCACUUGGAUCGACAUUGGUCUGGUCGCCAAUGAUGCUUUCGUCCCUCUCCUCUUCGACCUCAUUCUAGCUCCUAGCUCAACUGAUCAACUCAGGGCUGCUGCUGGUAGCUGUGUUCUUGCAAUCGUUCUCAAGAGAAUGGAUCAUCGCCAGAAAAUGGCUCUUCUCAGCAGUCUUCGACUAAGUAGGAUUUUUGCCAAUCCUGAUUUGGUCCAGAAGGUUCCAGCUUUGGUCACUGGUUAUGCUGCUGAGGCUCUCGAAUGCUACAAGAGGUUGGGCUCUGCGGAUACGGAUGGUUAUUCACCUCUCAAUCUUCUCGACGAGGCCUUGCCUUCUAUUUUGUAUGUGAUGCAAGAAAGUGAGGAAAUGGAGUUAAGUAAUGUUGUUGCUUUUCUGUCAGAUUAUGUGAUCGCUAUGAAGUCCCAUUCUGCAAAACAAGCAAUGUACCUUAGUCAGAUCCUUGAAGCUAUUAGAGUGCAAAUUCUCUAUGAUCCUAUGUACAGGAACAAUCUUGAUUUACCAGAUAAGAUUGGUAAAGAGGAAGAGGAUCAGAUGGGAGAACAUCGGAAAGAACUAUUAAUACUCUUUUCUAGCAUUUGCCGAGUGGCACCAAGUGUGACCCAGCUUUUUAUUCAAAAUUUAGCAAUUACAGCCUUGUCUUCUUCCAAAAGUAGUGUGGAGGAUGUAGAAGCGAUGCUUACUUUAUUCUACAGGUUGGGUGAGACAAUAAAAGAAGAAGCUAGAACUGGCAAUGGUUCGUUGGGUGAGUUGGUGCAGUUGCUCCUUUCAGCACGAUUUCCUUGCCAUAAUCAUCGUCUUGUUGCACUGAUCUACCUUGAGACAGUCUCAAGGUUUAUUAAGUUUGUUCAAGAUAAUGCUCAAUAUAUACCUCAUGUACUAGCUGUCUUCUUGGAUGAAAGAGGUAUACGCCAUCCAAAUCUUAAUGUGAGCAGACGAGCUAGUUAUCUUUUCAUGAGAUCUGUCAAGUUACUGAAAGCUAAGUUUGUGCCUUAUCUGGAUGUGAUUUUGCAAGGAUUGCAGGAUAUUGUGGCUCAAUUCACUAGUUCAGAUUGGAGCUCCAAAUAUCUUAAGUGUUCAGGUUCUGAAGAUGGUAGCCAAACAUUUGAGGCAAUUGGAUUAUUGAUUGGGAUGGAAGAUGUUUCCCCAGAAAAGCAAUCUGAGUAUUUGGCAGCACUUCUUGAUCCUCUUUCUCAAAAGCUGAAGGGGCUUCUUUCAGAUGCCAAAGCACAGGGCCUAGAAGAAUCAUCAGCAAAAGCCUCAACCAUCCAGCAAAUUAUUAUGGCUUUGAAUGCUUUAAGCAAGGGUUUUAAUGAGCGACUUGCUAUGAGUAGCCGCCCAGCCAUUGGAAUUAUGUUUAAAAAGACAUUGGGGAUUGUCUUGGAAAUUCUCGUCUCAUUUCCAAAUAUUAGAGCUUUGAGAAAUAAGAUCACAUCAUUCAUUCAUCGCAUGGUUGAAAUUUUAGGAGCAUCUAUCCUUCCGUUCCUUCCAAUGCCGCUAAAGCAUCUUCUUGUGGAGAAUGAGCCAGAAGACAUGGUUGAUUUUCUUGUACUGGCCAAUCAACUAAUAUGCAAAUUCUCCACUUCUUUAGAGCCCAUACUAGAAGAUAUAUUUCCUGCUAUUGCAAGUAGACUAAUUGAAAUACUUCCAAGGGAUGCAUUUUCAUCAGUACCUGGAUGCAUUACAGAGGAAGUGCGAGAACUUCAAGACCUGCAGCGAACACUGUAUACCUUUCUUCAUGUGAUGGCAAACCACAAUCUUUCCUUGGUUUUCAUCGCUCCAAGUUGCUGGAGAUUCUUGGAUGUAAUAAUGCAGUUACUUUUAAUAACUGCUUGUAGUCACAAGGAUAUACUUCUUAGGAAGAUGUGCGUGCAAAUUUUUGUGAAACUCAUAAAAGAUUGGUGCACCAGUUGUAAUGGUGAUGAUAUGGUUCCUGGAUUUCGCAGCUUUAUAAUCGAGAAAUUUGCAAUCAAUUGUUGUCUGCACAGUGUCCUUGACAAAUCAUUUGAUUUCCGCGAUGCAAAUUCUUUGAUCCUUUUUGGAGAAAUCGUGCUGGCCCAGAAAGUAAUGUAUGAGAAGUUGGGUAGCGACUUUGUUGUAUAUUUUGUGUCUAGCGGGCUACAAGGAGUUAAUUGCCCACAUGAACUAGUAGAACAAUAUUAUGAAAAGUUGCAGACUGAUGAUUUGAAGGCUAUGAAAUCUUUUUACCAUCUAUUAAUUGAGAAUUUGAGACAGCAGCAAAAUGGAAGUCUUGUUUUUAGAUAGAAUAUUUUUAUGAUAUGUUCAAAAUGAGUCAACAUCAGAGGCUAGUUGCAUAAUUUAAUGAUUUUGGACUUGCUUGCCUUGUGCAGGCAUUCAGGGAAGUUUUGUCCAUGUACAUAUAGUCAUUGAGAAUUGAGAUACAUUUGAAGGUGAGAAGAUGCUGUACACUGCGGGGAUGUUUUCUGCCAGAACAACACAAAGGAGCUCCCUUAUAUAAGCUUCUGAAAUGUCGUUAAUGGGAGAAAAAGAUCAAUAAAACAUUGUCUAUAUUUUUUGUCGCUCCAAAGGAAUAAUUUUAUUAUUUAAAUUUGUUCUCGUUAAUUUGUUAUUUUUAUCACGUGAUAUAAGGGUUUUUUUGCAUGUCCAGAGAAUAAGUAGGGAUUCGUGUUGAGCAGGACAAACGUAUUAUAAACUUAUGUUGUAGCUUGAGGGGAAAAUCAAAAGAAAUAAUAAAUUGUGAAACAA